AUGUCCCUGGCCCGGGCCUGCGAAUUGAGCCACGUUGGAUCUGUCUCGCCGCUGGAUCUGGUGUGGAUGCGAAGCCUUCGAGACGCCAAAUCGCCUCGCUGGACGAUAGCGAAGCUCCUCCAGAGGUGCGUCGUUACGAGAGAUGUGGUGGAAGAAGCAGCUCGAUGCGGGCAAUUGGGCAUGCUGCAGCUUCUGGAGAGAGAAAAGACAGUUGAAGGCAUGCAGUGGAGUAUGUCGAGUCUUAAUGAAGCUGCAGAGCAUGGACACUGGAGCGUUGUUCGAUGGCUGUUCGGGCGUCUGAAUUCUACGCUGGAAGAGAAAAUGUCAAACAAAGCUGUCGUCGAGAGCGCCGUCAAGCGCGGUAUCGGCUGGUUAUGGAGCUAUUUACAAUUGAAAGUUUCCCUAGCUGCCCUGAGGCCGAGUGGCCAAUUCGAACGGAGAUUAUAA
Molecule: messenger RNA, 447 nt
Organism: Phytophthora sojae
Lineage: Eukaryota; Oomycota; Peronosporomycetes; Peronosporales; Peronosporaceae
Exons: 2
Coding region: 1-447 (148 amino acids)
Source: RefSeq, a predicted model, not a curated record